Punica granatum (pomegranate) is the source of this 1208-nucleotide messenger RNA. The record is from RefSeq and is a predicted model, not a curated record. NCBI's taxonomy places the organism in Eukaryota, Viridiplantae, Streptophyta, Magnoliopsida, Myrtales, Lythraceae.
CGCCGUCCCACACUCAAGUCCCGUCUUUUUUUUUUUAUGUCAAUAUAUCCGAAUUCAAUUACGCUUUCACUGAUCAAAUCAAAUAAAAUCGGUCAUUAAAUGAUAAAAUUUUUUUAUAUCUACAAAAAUUUGAAUAAAAAAAAAUAUCCAACUAUUUGAAUCACUUGGUAAGUCCCGUCUUUUUCCUGGUCUUUUUCCUCGGUCCUCAGUCUCCUCGCCAUCACCACUUUCCCUUUUCCUUAUGCUUCACUCUCACAUUUCCUGUCGGCUGAGCCAUGAAAUCCGCUCGGAAGCUCAGGUUUUCCUCCGCCGCCACCGCCGCCGCCACCGCCGCCGCCGUCACCUAUACACUCCCAAAUGACAGCCCAGUCUCGGAAACACCUAUCACCGUCCAACUCUCGCCGCCUCAAUCCCACUCCUCCGCCGCCACGAAGAUCCAGUCCACUUACCGGGCCCACCUGCUCCGGUCCCUCUACAAGACGAUCUCCGCCGUCGAUUCCGAGGCCGGACGGCUCCAGCGCCUGAUCCAGCGGCAGGAGACAGUGGACUCCCUCCGCAGCAGCGAGCGGGAGAGGCUGAGGAUGAACGAGUCUCUGAUGGCGCUACUGCUGAGUCUGGACGCGGUCCCGGGUGGGAUCGACCCGGCGGUGAGGGAGGCUCGGAGGAAGGUUAGCCGACGGAUCGUGGGGCUGCAGGAGAUCGUGGACGGCAUCUGCGGGAGCAGCGCCGGCGGUCGGGAGUGCAUGAGCAUGGAGGGGUACGGGUGGGAGUGGGAGGAGGCGUUGUGGGGAAUGGAGGCGGAGGUAUGUAGGGAGAGGGGAGGGGAGGAGAUGGAGCGGUUCUGCGCUCAGUAUUUGGGGUUCCGUUGCCUCGAGAGAUUCCUCCGGCAGCCAUGAAAGGACAGUGGAAGAAGAAGCCAAUGUAUGCUUACGUCGAUAUAAUACAAUAUAUACUGCUUGUACUUGUACUAAAGAUCUUCUUUUUUUUUUUGUGGCUUGUCUUUUUCUUUUUUUUUUUCCCUUCUUAAUUAAUGGAAAAUGUAUAUAUAUGGUAAAGUUCUACUCAUAUAUAUGUAAUGUGUAAUAUAAAGGGCAUAUUAUAAAUUCCAUAGUAAUGUAGGUAGCGUUUGGUUUCAUAGCAAAAUUUUAAAAUCAGAUUUUGAUUUUGAUUUUGAGUGGAAUAAAUGGGGCUCACCCUUUGACUUUGUA